GUGAUGCCGAAAAGUUUGGGAACCACUGACCUAAACAGUCAAAACUUCCGCUUAUCAUACUUAAAGCAGUAGAACAAGGACUCAUUGAAAAAACCAGUGAUGUUGUUUGCAUUAUUCUUUUUUAUCCUCUGUGUUUCUACCUAUCCAUAAGGUAUUAGAUAACCUGGUUAAACCUGGACUUGUCUUCACCAGGAAAAAAAAAUAGUAUAAUUUAACAAGUUCACAUCCUACUAUAAAGAAGGUAGCUAACUUGUUUUAGUUGGUCCAGGUAAGUACUAUGGGGGCAUCCUGGCUUCAUUUCAACCAGUUAAUGUAUUAUUGCUGUAAUUGCUUAAUCUUCAUUAGGAUUGAACUUGUUCGUUAAGAAAUGUUAAGGGCCCUUUUUAACUUCUGUGGAUGUAAUCCACACACCUUCCCAGUGUGGUAUGCUGUGCCAUCUAGUUGCACUAACACCACGUCUUACAAAGAGAGUGAUGAGUUCUUUCCACAUAGAGCCUUAGCUAAUAGCCAGCUGACUUUUAGGUCAUGCAGUAGAGGUUCAUGCACCAAGCUCCACAGGUCCCAGACUCUAUUUUAACCACAGAUGACCGGGCUCUCUCAGCAUUACAUAACCUCAUGACGUAAGGGGUCAUGUCUAAGUUUGCUUUGAAAAGGCAUGAAGAAGUUAAAAUGUUUAUCCAAGCAACAUAAACCACUAGGUCUCCAGAAGGGAACUCCUGCCUGUGCUGUCCGUACUGUUAGAGAGGCUUUCUGAUGAUGAACUUUUUUUAGUCUUUUCACUUCUAUAGGAAUAAGGAGUGGUAAAAACAGAGUGGGAAAUUCUUUGCCAGGUUCAUGUGCAUUUGACACAUAAAGAGAUCGCAAGAAAAUGUCUAAUAUAAAUAACAAGUAGUAAAAAUUGCUAGCAAUGUUGUAGCAGUUUUGGUCCCAUUAUAUCAGAAAAAACAACAUGAGUAACAGGUUUGAUUGCACUAACUUCUGUUGAUAAAAGAGAUGAGCUUUCAAUGUACACAGAACUCUUAUUUACGUAAAACACACAAAUCUUUUUGAGCUAGUCUGUGAAAGAAAUUCUUCAGUAUUAUCUCUAUUCUAAGUGAAUUUUUACGUUGAUUUAUUGACAGUGUCAGUGAAAUCCCAGGUUAUUGGAUGUCAAUGUGCAAUUUAUAGAUGGUUAAAUCAUCAGCUGCAUAUCAUAUGUUCAUUGUUUUAACAGAGGUUCUUCAGACAUCAAAGCUGUACUUGGUUCAGUUCCUCCUCUGUCUUUUGCCGAGAGAAAAAUUUAAUUCUUUGCACUUUAUCUUUUUAUUGUGGAUUAAAGACCUAUGAAGCCAUUUACUCUAAAGUGAUUUUUUCUUCUAAGAGCUCCUAUUUACUUUAAAUGAGAAUAGCUGAAAAACCAAAGUUCAUGUUGCUUAACUUGUACUGUAUAAAUAGACCCUCAAACUCAUAGUACAUUAUUCCUGUGAAUGCUUUUUCUAGAAAACCAGGAACUGCACACCUAGGAACUGGACUAUGCUGCUGCUCCGAAUAGUCAACACCUUUGUGUUGGUGUUACCUCUAGUGACAACUUCUAAUUCAAAUCCUGAUCAGGCUGUGCAAAAAUUGGAACAGGAUGAACCUCCUCCGAAUGGGUUACAAGAAAGUGUUGGAGUGGAAGGCACUAAGGUGGUACCAGUAGAUCCAGAGUUGCUAGACAGUGGAUUGCAAGCAUUUCGAUGUUUUCCUGAGCUUUCAGGAAUGGAUGGAUCCCCUGGACCUGAAGGAGACAGAGAACUCGAGCUUUUUAAAACUGAAAUAAGCAAUUUGGAAGAAAAUGUGAACUUUCUGAAAGCUACUGUCGGCAAAAUCCAAAAAGUUCUGGUGACAACUUCCAGCUCAAUUCCUGCUCAGGUUCUCCAAAAGUUGGAACCAAAUAUACGUACAGCAGUUGUGUGUGGACCUCCUCAGAACGGAUUUCCAGGAAAGGAUGGAAAAGAAGGCCCUAAGAGGAAAAAGGGAGACCAAGGAUUGAGAGGGAUGCCAGGUCUUCCCGGAAGGGAUGGAUCCCCUGGACCCAAAGGAGACAGAGGUGAACAAGGACCAAAGGGAGACUGUGAUGGCACAGAGCUUGAGCUUUUAAAAAGUGAAAUAAAGGAUUUGCAAGAAAACCUGACGGCCCUAAUAGCUACAGUGAGCAGAAUCCAAACAGAUCAGUCCUUUGGAACUGGUGUUAGUGCUGGCCAAAAAAUGUUCAAACCCAGUCGUUCUGUCGGUGACUUUGAGACUGCCAAAGCCACAUGUUCUCAGGCUAGGAAUCAAACAAUGCUGCUGCUUCCAAUAUUCGACACUAUUCUGUUGGUGUUAACUCUGGUCACAGCUUCCAACUCCACUCCAGCUCCGGUUGUCCAAAAGUGGGAACCGAAUGCAUGUACACUAGUUGUGUGUGGACCUGCUCAAAAUGAGUUACCAGGAAAAGAUGGAAAAGAAGGCCCUAAAGGGCAAAAGGGAGAUCAAGGAUUAAGAGGGAUGCCAGGUCUUCCCGGAAGGGAUGGAUCCCUUGGACCCAAAGGAGACCGAGGUGAACAAGGACCAAAGGGAGACUGUAAUGGCACAGAGCUUGAGCUUUUAAAAAGUGAAAUAAGGGAUUUGCAAGAAAACUUGACAGCCCUGGUAGCUACUGUGAGAAGCAUCCAAACAGAACAGCAGGAGACAACCACUCUCUGAAAUCAACAGCACAUGAGGCCUCAUUCUGCUCUUCAAUUCCCAUUUACUUCAUCUGGAACAAGAGCAGGCCCUUGACUCUGACCUACAAGAAGAGGCAUAAAUUCCAAAUGAGAUAAGCGAAUGAUGACAGAACUGCGCCAUGUGCUGUAUCAAGUGCUAGGGCCUGGCCUCAUAAAAAGUAUUGCAGUGAUCUUCCCGAACGCUGUACCUGACAACAUUGAAGUAUUUUAGACUUGCACUGGUUCAUUGUAUUCAUACUUGGGCACUGUGUGGAAUACCCACUAUAAUCUCUAGGAAAAUAAAUUCUGGAAGUGGUCAGUUUGAACCUGAUCUAGCAUGUUUUUAUGUCUUUACUGGUACGCAAAAACCCAAGAAUACUGUGUGAACCUCAAGCUAAUAUUUUUUUCUGAGAUUGUGAUAGCCAACAGAAUAAAUCAACAAAAAUAACUGCACCAUAUACCAGGCCCCUAGCAUCCGUUUUUAUGGUGUAAACAAUUGUG
Molecule: messenger RNA, 3203 nt
Organism: Pelodiscus sinensis (Chinese soft-shelled turtle)
Lineage: Eukaryota; Metazoa; Chordata; Testudines; Trionychidae
Source: RefSeq, a predicted model, not a curated record